GAUUACGAUAUCGGGGGUUCGUUUAAGCAACCGAGUCCAUGGCUCUCCCAGCAAGGAACAGACGCUGAUUGUAGGCAGACAAAACUUUUUUUUUUCGGCCAAGCAGUAGCGAGAGCGGGCGACGAGAGCCUCGAGGCUUAUGGCGGUGCGGGAGGAUGCGGCGGCGUCCGUUUGAUGAGGAGAGUCGACGUUCUCCCUCAACUUGCACCUACGGCUGGACGAGGUACCAUGAGUUGAGACGAGAUGGUGGGCCGGACCGCUCACGGCAGCCACGUUGCCUCAGGCAUCAGCGUCACUGGCCCUUCUGCGCUUUCCACUGGACAGGAUAUGUGGGGGAGAUGGACAGGUACCGGUACUUUGGCAAGGCCGCGCAGUCGCAGCAGCGAAAACAGUGGGUUCUCUGUCACAGAUCGGGGACUCCCAGGCCCUUAUUCAGGCUGCUGCAAGACUUGUAGCGGAGCACUAUAGCGCCACUGCACACAUUGAGUUACGGGGGGCCACAGCGGAUAGGAUGAGGCGCUCAGGGGGCGCGGAGAGAGCAGC
Molecule: messenger RNA, 543 nt
Organism: Trichoderma asperellum CBS 433.97
Lineage: Eukaryota; Fungi; Ascomycota; Sordariomycetes; Hypocreales; Hypocreaceae
Source: RefSeq, a predicted model, not a curated record